This is a messenger RNA of Cladocopium goreaui, 1243 nucleotides long. NCBI's taxonomy places the organism in Eukaryota, Dinophyceae, Suessiales, Symbiodiniaceae. The record is from the annotation of a GenBank genome assembly.
GCGCGAUGCCGAGUGAAGCAGAAGAUGGCUGACCUGGACCGUAGCCAGAAGGAGUGGAAGAAGCGAAGGAGAUCCCAAACUCCCGAGCGUUUCGUUUCAUCCAAGACGCCCCGAAGGGAUGCCAUUUGCACUUCCCCGGAGGCGUUUCUUGCGAGGGUCGCGAAAUCGCCAGGCGCCAAGGUGGGCACGCCGCCCUGGCCCUCGCCGGGCACGGGGCGGUUGCAUCCGAGUGGGUACUGGAUGUCCUCGGGCACUCAAAAGGAUCUCACCAUUCGCGAGCGUCCGAAGCCCAACACCGUGGAUCGUCUCAAGACCGCCGAUGAAGGCGGCUCAGCGCAGCCGAAGCCGAACAGCGCAGCCGGUUCAGCGCAACCGGAGGUGGUGCAUAUCUUGAAUCCCAUCACGUGCGUGGAUGAUAUCGUACCGGAGAAAUGCAUAUACAAUCGAUCCGUGGACGAAGCAGAAGCCAAGAAAGCCGCGGACAACUUCAUAAAGCAGCGGUCAAUCGUGCGAGUACAUGACAACAAGGGUUACAAGGGCGACUGGCCUCACUACACUUUUAUUCCAUGUCAGAAAGGUGCCAAGCCUCAACAGAAGCGCGAAGAACAUUUUGGGAAUACGGCCUUGAAGAUUGAGGAGCACAUCAGAACCACACUGAUGUUUUUGCCGCCGUCAUCCUUGAGUGGCUUGCGGAUCCCUCCCCUGGGCUGUCUCUCGUUGAAGUCGCACCGUCCCGACUUCCAGCUCCGCGACGCCCCGGCGCUGCUGGGCCUUCGCCGCGACGGGCUCCUGGAGGUCGGUGAAACGAACGAAGGGAGCGAAGCACUGGAGGAGGCGUCCUUUUCGAUCCAACAGAUCUAUGAAGACGAAUGUGACGUCGCGGUGGAUUGCGCUGUGCGGAACGGCUUGGAGAAACACUGGAUCUUCACAACUCAUUUGUUGAGAGGGCUUCUAUAUCCGAGUCGUGGUGCUAUCAAUCAAGAGCUUGGUGGCGAAGGAUCUGAGUCCUAGUGAUCCACAAAAGGUCUGGGAACGUUUGCAGCAGCAAUUGAUGACCAUCUAUGACUUCGAAACGAAGGAACCGCGAGACUUGCCGCUUUCCGAGUGGAUGUCUUGCGUGUCAUCGUUGCUGCAGAUGCUGCGCACUCUCUCGAUGAUCCAGCAGCCCUUUUGAGCGCGCCGUGGCGAUAAUCGGCGGUCCUAGGUGGACCUCCCCCCGUGUCACCGAUAGCGCUGGGAUUUU